This is a messenger RNA of Neltuma alba, 1433 nucleotides long. Its product is annotated as oxysterol-binding protein-related protein 4C-like. NCBI's taxonomy places the organism in Eukaryota, Viridiplantae, Streptophyta, Magnoliopsida, Fabales, Fabaceae. Gene Ontology annotation, cellular component: membrane; cytosol. Bases 61 to 1251 code for a protein of 396 amino acids. The record is from RefSeq and is a predicted model, not a curated record. The transcript has 7 exons. Gene Ontology annotation, molecular function: sterol binding.
UCUCCUCCCUCUCACUAUCUGCGAUUCCCUGAUCUUCUUCAACAUCAGCUCAUCUUUCUAAUGAUGUUGCAGGCGGUAGAAGGGAAGAAGGUGACGAAAGUGAUAUUAACGAAGCCAAUUUCAUUAGAAGUUGAUGAAGAAGAAGCUAAUGAUAGUGGAAAUUAUAAUUAUUCAGCUCCCAAUCUUCUUCAUCGCAUUCUCUCUCUCUUCUCCCAUGUCCGCCCUGGUUCUGAUCUCUCUACCUUUCAGCUUCCGGUAACGUUCAACUUCCCAAAGUCACAACUUCAGAUUUAUGGAGAACAGAUUUACUCAUCAAAAGAAGACUUGCUAAGUAAGUGCAACAAAGGAGAGAGCCCUUUGGAAAGGCUCAUAAAUGUGGUGGCUUGGAUCAUUUCUCUAACUCGUCCUUAUCUCUCUGGAGCUGCCCCUUAUAAUCCAAUUCUUGGUGAGACUCACCAUGUUUCUCACUCUUCUCUUAACGUUUUACUUGAGCAGGUAUCACAUCACCCUCCAGUAUCAGCCCUCCACGCAACUGACGAGAAGGAAAACAUGGAAAUUAUAUGGAGCAUUCGACCUAUCCCCAAGUUCCAUGGUACGUUAAUCGAGGUUCAAGUACAAGGUAAAAGGAUGUUGAAGUUGAUGAAGCAUGGAGAAACUUAUGAGUGGAAUCCCCCUAAUUUCAUAUACAGAUUUCUUCCUAUUCCCGGAAGUGAGUGGGUUGGCAACGUUCGUGUAAGUUGCAGAGAGACAGGUUUGGUGGCUGAUUUAUGUUACAAAGGUCGAUCUUUUCUAGGUUUUAAGGGAAACCGCAGAUCUGUCAAAGGAAAGAUUCUUGGCUCAUCCUCUUCCAAUAAUGUUCUAUAUGAUAUUGAUGGUCAUUGGGACAAAACUGUUGCAAUUAAGGAUAAAAACAAUGGGAGUGUUAAAGUGAUAUAUGAUGCAAAACAAGUUAUUUCAGGUCUCCAAACUCCUACCCUCAAGAAUUUAGAGAAUGUGUGGGCAACAGAAGCAGCGAGUGUUUGGAGUGAGGUUAGUGAAGCCUUAAUGAGGAAAGAGUGGGACAAAGCAAGUGAAGCAAAGAGAUGCAUUGAAAAUGCACAGAGAAAGCUAUUGGAAGAAAGGGAAUCAAGUGGCCAAAAUUGGAUGCCCAAACACUUCACUGUUUCAAGAACUGAACAAGGUACUUGGGAUUGUUUUCCUCUUCAUCAGUGGGUCCCUUCUGGCCCUAUUAUUGCUUCACAAGACACUUGAUUCAAAUUGUGUUUGUAUCGUCGUUGGAGAGAGUUUGACAUUUUAUAUAUGUGCUUUUUAUUUGAGACUCAAUAUAUGUGUGUGUGUGUAACCCUCGUAAAAGUCAUGGGGUGCCAUAAUCAAAUUCUAAGGUCAAAUAUGUGGGAAGUCAAUAAAAGUUAUUCCAUUAUUUACUUUCUAAA